AUGUAUCAAGCUGUGACGGUAGUGUCGGCAAGAAUCCAGAAGACCUUAUUGCAACGGGCAGGCUAUAAGCUUGGUGACCCUAACCAAUUCCAAGGUCUCAAAUUUGAGGACGUUGCCACUCUUAUGUUUUUGUUACGAAGAUGUUGUGUUCCGUUCGUCAUCCCAAAGGGAAUUGAUACUCCCAAGCAGCAUUUUCCACACAUUGGCAUCCGGACCAUCCGAUGGAGUCGUAUCACAGAUGUCGAUAGGCGAUUUGUAUUCUUCCUGCAAACCCUGGUCAAGCCAUUUCAGACGCUUUGUCCCCACAUCGUCAUCACCAAAUUGAAUGAACUGUAUCCCAACCUUUUUGUCUGUGGCUCCAAUAUCUUCGAGGAAGUCGACCAUUCGCUUGAUCGCGCGCGCAACAUCUCGUUUGUUGACGAGCUAAGGUGGAGAUUCGACGAAAUAUCCAAAGACGCCUCGGACGCCUAUGCCCUAACUCACCAGCUGGAAUUUGCAACACCCACAGAUGCCCUCCUUCGUCGGCGACAAAUAGUACAACAAGCGCUGGACCUCAAUGUGGCCAUCGAGGCCAGGCGGGCGUCUGAAGCAUUAUACAAGGAGUGUUAUGACAUCUUGUGUAAGACCUCAAGACAGAACAAGCCACAGCCUGGACUGGAACUUCAUGUUUUCGCCAAUGAGCAAGGUGAUAGUCCACAUCUUGCUUACCGGAUGACAGUCGCUUUACCCAGUGCCGAUAGAGAGACGGAUGUUCUUGUUGAAGGUCCUAUACGCCCACAGCCGACGGGGCAGAUUGAGAGUGACUUUUCAAGCGCCUGCGGCUCCAUACGACGAGCUCUUCCAGCAUUCUUCACCAUAUUGCAGAACCAGACUUUUCGAUUACAGACACUGCAGGCGCACGGACGCCGUAAAUCUGAUUGCAAUUCAUCGCAAUGGGUAGCUUUUCUGGAAUCGGUCAAGACCCGGAACUCCCAGGUGCGACGAUUCCGGACGCAAGAGAAACUUGAGCUCGCUCUCCAGAUUGUGGAAACAGGGUUCUUCCUUCUAGGAACGUCCUGGUUACGCCAUCUGGAUGGCUCUUUUGUACACGUCAAUAACUGCGGCGAGCUCCAUCAACAACGGUUCGUCCUAACGUUUGCGGGUCGUGCCGACGCGAAUCUCAAUCACGUCGAGCCUCACUUGUUCCAUAUUGGAACCCUGCUCACCGAGCUGGCUCUGUUCACUCAAUGUCGAAUCAAGUCAUGGCAGGUCGAUACAGGAUACGAGUAUGACCUCGCAUUCUUCUGUGACGAGCGGAAGAAACACUUGAGCCUACCGCCACGCGAUAUGCUCAUCUAUCUGCAGCGGAAGUCUGAUGUCGGAAAGAUGAAGCAAUACUACACGGCUGUUCAAUUCUGUCUGCAGCAGUCAGAGAAUUUUCACCCAGAAUGGUACCGGGAGCAUUGGGAUAUUGACGAUUGGGAGGAACGCAAAGCUGCAUAUGCCGAAUUGCUCAAGGAAUAUUACACCCAGGUAUACAAGCCGUAA
This is a messenger RNA of Exophiala viscosa, 1527 nucleotides long. RefSeq lists its product as uncharacterized. The transcript has 2 exons. The record is from RefSeq and is a predicted model, not a curated record. NCBI's taxonomy places the organism in Eukaryota, Fungi, Ascomycota, Eurotiomycetes, Chaetothyriales, Herpotrichiellaceae. Bases 1 to 1527 code for a protein of 508 amino acids.